This is a messenger RNA of Penicillium macrosclerotiorum, 1008 nucleotides long. It is a transcript of the gene sec17, whose product is annotated as alpha-soluble NSF attachment protein SEC17. Gene Ontology annotation, molecular function: syntaxin binding; soluble NSF attachment protein activity. The coding region runs from base 1 to 1008 and encodes 335 amino acids. Lineage: Eukaryota; Fungi; Ascomycota; Eurotiomycetes; Eurotiales; Aspergillaceae. Gene Ontology annotation, biological process: intracellular protein transport; SNARE complex disassembly. Gene Ontology annotation, cellular component: vacuolar membrane; SNARE complex. The transcript is spliced from 5 exons. The record is from RefSeq and is a predicted model, not a curated record.
AUGUCCUCAUCAACGAUAAACCCAAUCUGGCCUGGAACCCCUCCUUCACCUUUCACUGUAGGAUUGUUCUCUACAGAAACCAUACUCUCUUCGCCCAACAUGUCCCAAGAUCCUCGCGUCCUUCUGCAAAAAGCCGACAAAGCGCUCUCUGGAGCCUCGGGUGGUUUUAGCUGGUUCGGAGGACGCACCGAGAAAUAUGAAAAUGCCUCCGACCUCUAUACACAGGCUGCAAACGCCUUUCGAGUACAGAAGAUGACUGACACUGUCAACCUUUCUGCGCCUGUAGAUAAGGAAGCUGGCCAAGCCUUCGAAAAGGCUGCUGCUAUUCAAACCCAGAAUCUUAAUGAGCCCGACGAUGCCGCCAACACUCUCCAGGAAGCGUUCAAGGUCUACCGCAAAUCAGACCCGGAGGAUGCUGUCCGCGCGCUUUCCAGCGCGAUCAACCACUAUGUGCUACGUGGCAACUUGCGUCGUGCCGCGACACAGCAACAGUACCUGGCGGAGCUGUAUGAGGUUGAGCUUGGAGAUAUGAAGAAGGCGCUGGAUGCGUACGAGAAAGCUGCGGAGUGGUUUGAGGGUGACAAUGCCGAAGCUCUCGCGAACAAGCAUUUCCUCAAGGUGGCCGACUUGGCUGCUCUGGAGGGCGACUAUUACAAGUCCAUCAAUAUUUACGAACGGAUUUCUCGCCAGUCCAUCACUAAUAACCUGAUGAGAUGGUCUGUUAAGGAUUACUUCUUGAAGGGUGGCAUUUGCCACCUUGCCACAAAGGACUUCGUCGAGACGGGCCGUGCCUUUGAAUCGUAUCGUGAAAUCGACCCCACCUUCACCUCCACUCGAGAGCAUCAGCUUCUCGUCGAUUUGCUCCAAGCUGUGGAGGCUGGUGAUCAGGAAGGGUUCGCGGACAAGUUGUUCCAAUUCGACCAGCUCAGCAAGCUGGACAAGUGGAAGACCACUCUUCUGCUGCGUAUCAAGAAUAGUAUCGAAGAGGCGGAAGAAGACUUCUCGUAG